UUCGCACGGUCUAUUCCAUCCUAGUUACAUCCAAAAAUCAGCCGGUCAUGGAGAUCAAUGGGUGCGAUGAACAUCAGAAUGAGGAAAUACUUGCAGAGAGGUGAAGGCGCAUAUGGCAAAGUGUACAGGACCAAAGAGGUCUGCAAUGCAAUCAACAGCGACUUGUAGCGGUGAAGAAGUUGAACAUACCCGGAGACACGGAGAGUGGGAUUCCUGCUUUCAUGAUCCGGGAGGUGGCGCUCUUGCGUAAUAUCGGGUAUUUCAACCAUCCCAACAUUGUAAAGUGGUGACACUGUGGUACAGGGGCCCUGAGGUGCUGCUCCACUCUGGUUAUAUGUCCUCCAGCGCCGGCUGCAUUUUUACCAAACUGUUCCUUUUGAUACCAUUGUUCUGUGCAGACGCUGAGGCUCAGCAGCUCCAGAAAAUCUUUGAGGUGAUUGGCUUGCCCAGCGAGGAGGACUGGCCCAGGGAGAGCCCCAUCUCCUACACCUGUAGCUGGUGCCCCAGAGACCCCUGCACCCAGCUCUUAUCCAACCUGGGCCAGGAGGAGAACAACCUGCUCCUUCACAAUGUCUAGAGUUCAGCCCGGCCAAUCGCAUCUCAGAGCUUCCAGAGCCCUCUCCCACCCUUUACUGGUGUGCGCCUGAGUACUCACAACCUGGCACGAUGUGGAGAGAAGAAGGGAGAGCUGGGACAGAGGUUCAUUCCUAGCCUAUAGAACACUGAGGCUUCCCGUGCCGUAAGAUGUGAUGUACCUAUAUCAAAAUGUUGAAUUUUGGAAUGGAAAUAAAAAGUAAGUGAAAAUAUUAAAAAGGUAAAUCUGCAGGUUAAGCAAUAAAGUGGGCAUCCUGCCACUGUUUUGGUUAAAAAAAAGUUGAGGGGUGGAAAAAUUGAAUCUCAAAUUCAUAGACAGAGCUAAGACUGAGCAUGCAUGAUAUCAAAAUUAUAGAUUUAAACCAUGUUUAAAGCUAUAUAGUGUUUGUUUACAAUUACCUUAUUUACAAACAAUGGAGUAAAACAGGCUUAUUAGUUGGGCUCCGAUGGGGUACGACAGUUGAACUAAGCUAAUUAGGUAUUUCUAAGUUAUAUUCUUCAACAAUCAAUGGGUAUAUAUCAUCAAUUUAAAAGUCAAAACAUUUAUGUAGCAUGUCCCCAUUAAAGAUAAUUUGUUCAACAUGAAUUUCCAAAUAUUGAUUGGUUUUAUCUGAAAUGCAUUUCUGAAGACUAGUUUCGUGUUUUGAAAAAACACAUUUAAUAUCAAGUGAUGUAGAAACUGCGGUUCUUAUGGCAUGAAAACCCAAAGUGGAAGGAAAAGGAAAGUUGACCGUGAUUUAAAUUACAACAAAUAUAUUGCUUUACUACAACAAAUUUCAUAACAAAGUUUAUAGCUAGAAUCCUUAGUUGCUACAUCCAUUUUUUUUAACUUAUAAAAGAAUAAUAUAUAACCAUUCAUUUUGAAGAAUGUAAAUUAUAAAUGCCUCAUGAGCUUAGUUCAGCUGUAGUACCCCAUCAGAAACCAAAAUAUAAGCUUGUUUAACUCCAAUGUUUGUGAACGAUGUAAAUGUAAACACUCUAUAACCUCAAGACACGGGUAAACUAUAAUUUUUAUAUCAGAGAUGGUCAGUCUUUGCAUCCAACUUUGAAUUUGAGAGUGGUUACAUUUUCCCCAUGCCUAUCCUUCAACUCUUAACCAAAACAGAGGCAUGGGUGCCCACUUAGUUAUUGCUUCAAUUUAAAAAAGAAAAUGCGUUGUUGAUUGAUUCGUUUUCCACUCUGUAUUUGAUACCAGACGGUCAGAAUGCAGAAACGAGCUGCUAGAACUUUUUGCAGGUGAACAAAAUCUUAAUCAUUCAGAAUGUGUGCGCUUUCAUUUAUUACUGAGGGAUAUUGCUGCUGUUACAGGUGCUAUUAUUCAUCUCAAGUUGCUACAAGGGAAUGACACUACUGUAUGAGCAUAUAAGUGAAUGCAUUGUUUAAUUUUUAUUGUUCCAAAUGCACAUUUGGUUCUUUAUGGCCCUUUUUUAAAAUUUCAUAUAUAUUCUCUGUUUAGAUACUUGGAAAGGUCAUACCUGUACAUAGGUUUUCUUUUUAAGUUUUGAGGUGCCAUUUUAAUGUUAGGUUGCAUUUUUUUCAGGGCGGAGAACAUUCUGCGAUCUUGUUUUAAUUGAGCAAAUGUAAAUUCAUUUCAGUGUGAGUACUUUAGACAAUGUUACUGUUUUCAUUUCAUUCAUUCUAUUGAGCAGCACCUGUUAACUGUUAUUGGAUCUGGUUUGACAAUUCGACCCUCAUCUUACGUCAUGUUUCCAAAUGUCUGUUGUACUAUUUUGUAUAAGAGACAUGGCUAUAGGUUUAUCCCACCUCCACGAUGGCCACACAGGGUCAAGUGCAAUCAUGUUUAUAAGGUCAGAUAUAUUCUUACUGUUCAAGACCUGAAGUGGCCCAAGCUAGAGUAUGAAUCAAACUUCAGACUUCCUCUGGCAUGGGACUGCCAGUGCUGCAUCCUAACUUGUUGCCUAAUUUGUGCAAAGGCCUCUGUCCUAGCUCUCUGUUCUGAUCCCCCUUUCAAUGUAUUCUGGUCCUUGUACCCAGUUAAUUUAAAGGCAGAGUCAGCGAUAUCACGUAGAUGCACAAAGUAAACAGCGUAGUGGGUUAAUUUACGCAAAAACUAAGAGCAUUGGAGCGCAAUGCUAUACUUCUCCACUGUUUUGGUCCCGUGGCUACCACGUUGUAAGAGUGUGAUGCGAACCUGUGCGCAAGCGCAGAUACUAUUUGAGAGCAAAGUUUUGCAUCAGGCUUAUCUUGCAUCUCACUCAUUGCAGUGUUUGCGUUGCUGUUUGUGCAAAGUCAUUUCGGUGACUACCUUUAAGUGAAAUGGCAAAGUGCCUGUUUGGGCACUCGAGGCAGUGUUCUAUACUGAGAGGUGGUAGGGUACUUCUCCAAUUUGUUUGCCUUACGGUAUUUAGUGAUAACUUUCAAACAGUUGAAUUUUAUUCCUGGGUCCUAUUUGGAUAAAUACAAGUGUCUUUAGGGUUCAAGUUAUCUUUAUUCAAGCGUAUCUUGAUCCAUGAAAUGGCCAGACUUGACAUUGUAGAUGUAUGUAGCAUAUGUUGUAGCAAAGAAAUAAAACAAAUCCAAUCAUAGCUUAAGAAAUAGAGAAGACAUUGCUGCUAACUUUAUCUGCGCUAUUGACAGUGUGCUGACAUUUGACUGGUUCUGUCAAUUGCUGUCUAUAGCCCGCUCAGCCUUGGCCCCUGCAUGUGGCAUGCAGCAGCGCCUAGGCGAAGGGAGGGUGUUUAUAUUUGUAACAGGGACAGGCUGCGCUCGCCGUAAAUGGGCUUCCACGCUCUCUGUUGCAGCGGCGCACAAAUGCCCAUUCCCUGCUGUUGUUAGUGACCAUAGCCGGUCCCCUACGAUUCGAGUACAUGCUGCUAGAGGAAGAGGCGAAACGCAAAAGCUGAUGUGAAGACAGACGACAGAGCCAAGAUGAGUGUGGCGGACAAGAUGUCUUUGUUUAAAGCGCUAGAGAAGACAGCAGCCCCUGAGGCCUCCUCCUUUCUGAAGCCUCGCUCUGUCAGCGCCACGUAUGAACGCAGAGGACGCCGCGGCAACGAGCACCGCUCACUCACUCAGCCAAUUACCUGUGAGGAGGUGGUGGUGGCCACCAGCAGCACCCCCCAGCCAGCAGAGUCAGGCGAGGCCCAGGCUGUGCAGGCCGAGGCGGAGGCGGUGGAGGACGAUGAGAACAGUAAGCUGACUAUGAGCGAGAAGCUGGCUCUGUUCAACAAGCUGUCUGUGCCAGGGAACCAGGGGGAUGCCACUCCCCAUGUCCCCUCAGAGAGACGCAGGCAGAAGGGGGCACGCUACCGCACACAGCCCAUCACCGUGGAGGAGGUCAGUCUGCUCCAGAAAGGCCCCAUCCAGCUGCCCCCGCUGCGCCUGUCCCCCACCCUCGCCGACCGGCAGCAGGAGCAGUCCGUCAACCUGAGGCCCAGUGAGGUGCGCCAGGCCCAGCCUCGACCCGGGGCCGACGUGGAGCCUAACACAGGACCUGACCCGUCCCAGCAGGGCCAGCAGCAGCGCAGGGACUCUGAGCCAGGAGAGAUCAGAGGCAUCCUGAGGAAGAGCCCCUCUGGAGGACCAGAAUGGGACCGAGACAGAGACACUAUGAGGGAGGGCAGACAGCAGGACCAGAGUGGAGGAGGGGAGAGGGGGAAUGGGGUGGAGGAGAGGAGGGCAGAGAGACAUGAUAACGUACCAGUGCCUCGUAGAGAGAGACCAGCCUCCUCGGCCCCCUGGAGACAGAGGAACAGGAACAGGAGGGAGACGGUGGCCGUGUGUAGCCCAGCCAGGCCCUCCUCAGAGCAGGGUCACCCCCAGGAGGAGAGGCAGAUGCACCCCCCUGGGAACACCACUGGGAGAGACAGGUUGUCAGAUGCUUCCAGGGAGGAGGAAGAGGAGGAGAGGGGGAGCAGGGUGAGGAGAGACACCCCUCCUAGACAACACGUCCAGGUGACCUUGGCGGGCCAGAGGAAGGAAGACAGUGAGAUCUCCCAUGAUGCACCAGCUGUCAACCCUCAGUGCUGGGAUCCUGUCUUUUCCUCUGUCUAUUCGAACAGUACACCUCAAUAUGUCAUGUGUUACAAUCAGACCAGCUCUUCCUAUGAGGCCCAGGAGGUCUCCUCUCCUACCCAGACCCUCUCUCAGCCCCAAUGGAGACAGAAGCACGCUAGACCAGUAGAAGAGGAGGAGCUGCCACAGGUGUCGGUGGCUGAGCGCAUGAGAACCCUACAGGAGAGUGAGGAGCAGUGGAAGGCCAGAGGGGGAGGGGCCGCCAACGGCUCAGCCCAGUACACUGUGGCCGGACGCAUGGCAAAGAGAGAUUUGGUGUCCCCUGUAUCGGACAUACACGAGACCCAUCCAUCUCACACUAAGAGACCCUCCACAGGAGCCACAGCAACAGCAUGCCCAUGUGAAGAGAUCUCCAGUCACCCUGGGAUGGAGGUGGAAGAGGAUACAAAGCUGGACAAACUGAAUUCCAUUGUGGACAGGCUGAAUACCACUCCCCAUGACCGGGAGACGUGUGGUGGUUUCUACAGGGAGGUGUUGCCCCCCUCACCCUCUGCCCUCACUGCUGGGGCUGGUGCUGCCAAUGGAACUGACCCGGAACAGGACCUCAGUGCCCUCUGCCAGACCAACACACCCAUGCUGACAUCAGAAGUAGCGCAGCACAGGCGGUCGGUGCGUCCGUCCCGUAGGACCCAGGGCUCCCGGAACCCUCUGCGUGCUCUGGCGGCCCGCGAUGACAUCAGACAGGACUUCAUGGGAGAGAGAGUCACCAUGGCUACCAUGAACACUAACAGGACACAAGUGGAGAAGAUGGCCAAGAAUUCCAACAUGGCUGACUCAACUCUAGCAGGUCUGGCCAGUACAGAGGACUUCAGUAAUGUUGAUCUGCGUGAUGUCACUUCCACAGAGUCAAUGACGAACAACAACAACCUGCCCAUCAGCAACCUCAUGCUCAUUCACAUCAAAGGUUGGCAUCAUGUGCAAGUGCGUCUAGUGGAGCCCACAGCCAGGUCUCUGAACAGUGGAGACUGCUUCCUGCUGGUCACACCCACUCACUGCAUCCUCUGGAGCGGAGAGUUUGCCAACACAGCAGAGAAAGCCAAGGCGUCAGAGCUGGCAUCGUUGAUCCAGACCCAGGGGGAUCUGGGCUGCCGGGCCUGUGGGGUCAUCCACCUAGAGGAGGGGGUCAAUACUGACAACAGCCUGGCCUCUGACUUCUGGAACCUUCUGGGAGGAAAGACACAAUACGGAGGAGCGGGAGCCCCAGAAGAGGAUGAGCUGUAUGAGAGUGGGGUGGUGGAGUCUAACUGUUUGUACAGGCUGGUGGAGAACAGACUGGUACCCCAUGAGCAGGCCUGGGCAGCCAUCCCUACUGUCUCCCUACUGGGAUCCACUGAGGCCCUGGUGUUUGACUUUGGCAGCGAGGUGUACCUGUGGCAUGGGAAGGAUGUUGUCCCUGGCGACAGGAGUGUGGCUGUACAGCUGGCCCAGCAGGUGUGGGGUGGUCCCUACGACUACAGCAACUGUAGGGUCAACCCACUGGACCCCACACACUGCAACCCCAGCAUAGAGCCGCAAGGUGAAAGACGGCCCGGCUGGGCUCUGUUUGGCUGUGUCUCUGAGCACAAGGAGACAGCCCUCUUCAGGGAGAAGUUUCUGGACUGGACUGGAGAUAAGGAGGAGACCGCUGCAAUGGUGGUGGAGGAGGCACAGACUGCCAUGCCAGUGUGGCCCCAGCAGAGUCCCCUGCCCCAGCAGCCCCAGCAGCAGAUAGAGUGUGUGUCUCUGUGUGCGUGUGAUGCCAAGGCGCUGGUGGCAGGGCAGGGGGUGGCGGUGCCAGGGGACGGGGCGGUCCCUACAGUCCUGGGGGGGGUGGACGUUCAGAGGGGGCAUGGUAUCGUACCCCUGGAGGACGGGCGGCAGGUGGAGCUGAUCACUGUUGCCGUGGAUACCUGGCACAUUCAGGAGUUUGAGGACAGCGAGGUCCAGCUGGAGAGCCCAGGGCAGCUGCAUGAAGGAGACACAUACCUGGUCCGCUGGACCUAUACUCUCAGCCCAGCGGAUCAAAGCGGGCAGCCUGGGAGGGAGUGCUCUGCUGUCUUCAUCUGGCAGGGCCGGCACUCCAGUAUCAAUGGGCGAGGCGCGUCUGCCCUCAGGAGUCAUGAGGGAACACAGGUGAUGGUGCCCCAGGGGCAGGAGCCUCCAUGUUUCCUUCAGCUUUUCCAGGGAGGUCUGGUCAUCCACAAAGGCUGCCGAGCGGACACCACCAACAACACAGGAGUCUGGCGUUUGUUCUGUGUGCGUGGGGAGCUGCCUGAGGAGGCCAGUCUGUUGGAGGUGGACUGUCGCUGUGGCAGCCUGCGCUCCCGAGGUUCUCUCAUACUGCUCAACAGUCAACAGGGGGCGCUCUACCUGUGGCAUGGCUGUAAGGUCCACGCCAGCUCCCGGGAGGCAGGCAAGAGGGCUGUGGAGCGACUCACUCAGAUGUGCCCUCCUGAACUGGGCCUCAGUAGUGAAAGCCCUUCGAGGGUGCAGGAAGUGGAGGAAGGGGCGGAGCCUGUGGAGUUUGGGAACGCUAUUGGGCAGCAGGACAGGAAGGCCUAUGACUGCAUGCUACAAGAUCCAGGGAAGUAUAACUUCACGCCACGCCUCUUCCAUCUGAGCACCCGUUCCGGAACCUUCCAGGGGGAAGAGCUGCAGAGCCCUGCCCGGUUGCCAGGGGUUGUCAUGGCGAUGCCCUUUGUCCAGGAGAGCCUGUACUUUGUGCCACAGCCAGCCCUGUUCCUUUUGGAUAACUGUAUGGAGCUGUAUCUGUGGCAGGCAGGUGAGCCUGAGGACAGUGAGACAGCUGGCUCAGCCUGUAACCGCUGGGCUAACGAGAGGAGGUGUGCCAUGCAGACAGUGCUCCAGUACUGCAAAGAGAGGAACCCAAGGCGCCCCCUUCAGGCCUACCUCAUCCAGGACGGAGCAGAACCCCUCACCUUCACCAACGUUUUCCCUCGCUGGGAGAAGAGACCCACACCCACCGCACAGGGGGAGGCCGGGCGGGUCAAGCUGACCUUGGUGCAGGAUGCCCUGGCCCAGCUCAGUAAGACCCAGUACCCCCUAGAGGAGCUGCUGCAGACCCCUCUGCCCGAGGGAGUGGACCCCCAGCGCCUGGAGAUAUACCUCUCCGACCACGACUUCCAGACUAUUUUGGAGAUGAAGAGAGAUGAGUAUGACUUCCUCCCAAACUGGAAACAAAUCAUCCUGAAAAAAAGCAAAGGACUAUUGAAAACCUGAACAAACACAAAAAGAUCCCAUUUAUGUCAACAUAUCCUGAGAUAUUUUGUUGUUGUUGUAUUUUCUAUUUUCAAGAUAAUUAUAUUUUCUUGUCAGGUGAUGACAAUUGCGUACAGUGUUUUCUUAGUAGCUGUUUCUAAGUUGUAUCUGUGUGUCUUCUUUAAGUAUGGUGCUUUAGGGCCUUAUUCGUUCUCAGCCAAUCGCUCUCACUUGCAGAGAGACAAGACUGCCUAUUACCGUCAAACAGAAGGACAGAACCAUCCUUAUCCCCAAUCAAUCAACUGGAUCCAUUUUCUUAUUCCUAGAGCUUACACGAGUGUGUGCUUCUCUUACCGACUAUGGAUUCCCCUCAGAAAUGUUAACUAAAAAGUUGAAGAAAGAGCGUUACACAUUUUCCUAUGAAACUUUAAUUUACCUGUACAAAUCAAUGGAGGAUAUAAAGAGAAAGUUGAAAAAGAGGAGGGGUAAGGAAACCUCACAAAACAUGCUUACAUACAACAACAACAAAAAAAUCAAUUGUAAUAAAUGACGGAAACCAGGAAAAUAAAGGAGUGGCCACUUU
This is a messenger RNA of Oncorhynchus kisutch (coho salmon), 8410 nucleotides long. Its product is annotated as supervillin-like. The record is from RefSeq and is a predicted model, not a curated record. Bases 3484 to 7848 code for a protein of 1454 amino acids. Gene Ontology annotation, biological process: actin polymerization or depolymerization; actin filament severing; barbed-end actin filament capping. NCBI's taxonomy places the organism in Eukaryota, Metazoa, Chordata, Actinopteri, Salmoniformes, Salmonidae. The transcript has 33 exons. Gene Ontology annotation, molecular function: phosphatidylinositol-4,5-bisphosphate binding; actin filament binding. Gene Ontology annotation, cellular component: actin cytoskeleton; cytoplasm.